AUGCGCAGAUUUGUGAUUUGGGUGGUUGCUGUAAUUACAACAAAGAAAGCUGACAAUAAUGCAUCUACCAUUGCUGUCAACAGGUUGAAUGACACCUUGUUAGUUCACACCUCAGCCAAGGUACUUAACAAUUUUAAGAACCUAUUUAAGAAGAUAUUUAAGAAAGCUGAUAAGGUUACAAUAAAAAAAGCUGACAAUAAUGCAUCUACCAUUGCUGUCAAUAGGUUGAAUGACACCUUGUUAGUUGACACCUCACCCAAGCUGAUAAGGUUGCUUUUCUUGCUUGACAACCCAUUGUCAGGCUGUCAAUUACUGGGACAAGAAAUCAUUGAAGGAUUUGAGAGUGAACUCAGUGAAGAGGGUUUUAGUUAUAAAAUUAUUGGAAUGAGUGCAAGAGCCGUGCUAUUGAUGGAACACUCCCAAAUAACAACUACUGAAGAUAUGAAUGAAAGUGUAGUAUCUUUAGAUGACAUUGUUGAAUUGGAGAAAGAAAGUGAUGAGUUAAGUGAAGAUGGUCAAUGUGAAAUUAUGAAUCAAGACAAAGAUGGUGAUUGUAUGCAAGACAAUUGCCAAGAAAUUAUGGGAGAUGAUAGUGAGUUUAAUGAGCCUCCUAUAUUGGGUAGAGUUUUUGAGACAGCUGAAGAAGCCUACGAUUUCUAUAAUGAUUUUGCAAAAGUUAAGGGGUUCGGAAUACGUAAGCGUUACUUUAACAGGAGCAGAAGAACACAACAACCAUGUUUGUGGAAUUAUGUGUGCUCAAAACAAGGUGUCAAGAAUCUAAAUGAUAAAAGAAUUGAUGUUAGCAAUGUCAAAAGGCGAAGGGAUACACGGACUGAUUGUUCGGCGAUGUUCCAAAUAAAGUUGGUGAACGGAUUAUGGAAAGUAGAGAAGUUCAAUGAUUCACAUAAUCAUCCAUUGAUUAACACUCCAUCAAAGGUGACCAAGUUUUCUUCUCAUAAUGAUUUACGUCGCUCAGAUUUUACUAAAUCCAUUGUUUCUAAACUUUAUGGGGAGGGUUUAACGUCUUCAAAAAUCUCAAAGGUAGUGAAUGCUAUGAACAAAGAAGUUAACAUCACUCUGGAUCAAAUUAGCACUAUUAUAUCAAGCCAGCGUAAGAAUAAUGUAGGACGAGAAUGUCAGGGCAUCAUCAAACACUUUCAAAAGAAGUCUGCUCACGAUGGAUGUUUUUAUUUUGAUAUGCAGUUGGCAGAAGAUGGUACGUUAAGAAGCGUCUUUUGGGCAGAUGGUAGGUCGAGAGCUUCCUAUGGUCAAUUUGGGGAAGUCCUUGUCUUUGAUGUGACUUACAAAACAAACAAGUUCAAGUUUCCUUUUGCUCCUUUUGUUGGGGUUAAUCACCAUGGGCAAUCAAUUUUAUUUGCUGCUGCUUUGUUAGAGGAUGAAACAGAGGCAACCUUUACUUGGUUGUUUGAACAGUUUCGGAUAUGCAUGUUUGAGAAGUCUCCUGUUGCUAUUAUUACUGAUCAGGACAAAGCAAUGGGGAAAGCAAUUGCUAAGAUAUUUCCAAGAGCACGACAUCGUUUCUGUGCAUGGCAUAUCAAAAAGCAUAUUUUGGAGCAUAGUCAAGCAUUACGUGCACAAUUUAAAGAUAGUUUUGAUGUUGACUUUCAUGCAUGGUAUAAAAGUCGAAGCAUAGAUGAAUUUGAAGACAAAUGGGAAGCAUUAAGAACUAAAUAUGAUAUUAAAGCAAGUAGUUGGUUGGCUAACAUGUAUGCUUCACGUAACCAUUGGGCAAAAGCAUACUUGAAAGAUACUUUUUUUGUUGGAAUGACUACAAGUGGCCGAAGUGAGAGCAUCAAUGCAUUUUUUGAUGGAUAUGUCAACUCCAACACAAUGUUAAAUGACUUUGUUACCCAAUAUGAUAAAGCAAUCAAGUCUAGAAAAGAUGCAGAGGAAGAUGAAGAUUUUAAAACUAGAAAUACAAAAGCAAAUUUGGAGAGUAAUCAUCCAAUUGAAGCAAUAGCUGGAGAGCGCUACACAAGAAAACUGUUUGAAAUUUUUAAAAAAGAGUGGAGGGCUGCCACACAAGAUUACUUUCACGAAAAGAUGUCAACAGACGAGCAUAAUAUUAGGUACCGUGUGGGGUCUCCCAAAGUUAAUAAAGAGUUAUGGGCAAUUGUUGAUUACAAUUUGAUAGAAAGUUCUACUACUCAUUGUUCUUGUGCAAAGUUUGAGACUAUGUGGAUUUUAUGCAAACAUAUUUUGUACAUCUUCAAGAAGAAACAAAUGAUGACCCUUCCUGAAAAGUAUAUUUUAACUAGAUGGACCAUGAAUGCAAGCUAUAAGGCUGAAAAUAUUUUGUCUGUUCAUUCUGAAACAACUACCAGUGAAGUAAGUGAAUUGUCUUUGUUGUCAACUCAGUCGAAGUGCAAUUUAGCUAUUUCUGAAGCAAAAGAUUGUUUUCAUGAAAUUAGAAGAUUUGAUGCUAUUGUUGAUGAAUUUAUUCAACAACAAUUAGAAAGAAAGAGAAAAAGAAUUGAUGAGGAAACCUUAAGCUCAACUGUACCUUCACAAAGUGGUUUCAUUCCUUCUCAAGUUUCACUUAAUUAUGUUCGAGACCCCACUCAAGCAGUCAAAACAAAGGGGCGUCCAAAAGUUGCUUCACGAAUUAAAUCAAGCAUUGAGUUAGCAGCCAAACAACAAAAGACUUGCAGUUAUUGUCGAGAGAAAGGUCAUAAUAAGACCAGUUGUAAGAAGCAAAUGAUGGAUGUUGCAAGAGAGAAGCAAAAGGAAUAA
This is a messenger RNA of Gastrolobium bilobum, 2754 nucleotides long. RefSeq names its product protein FAR1-RELATED SEQUENCE 5-like. Gene Ontology annotation, biological process: regulation of DNA-templated transcription. The record is from RefSeq and is a predicted model, not a curated record. The transcript is spliced from 6 exons. NCBI's taxonomy places the organism in Eukaryota, Viridiplantae, Streptophyta, Magnoliopsida, Fabales, Fabaceae. Bases 1 to 2754 code for a protein of 917 amino acids. Gene Ontology annotation, molecular function: zinc ion binding.